Messenger RNA from Aplosporella prunicola CBS 121167, 687 nucleotides. RefSeq lists its product as uncharacterized. The transcript has 3 exons. NCBI's taxonomy places the organism in Eukaryota, Fungi, Ascomycota, Dothideomycetes, Botryosphaeriales, Aplosporellaceae. The record is from RefSeq and is a predicted model, not a curated record. The coding region runs from base 1 to 687 and encodes 228 amino acids.
AUGGGGUGCUCAUCGAGCAAACAGGCCAAGCGGAUCAAGGCCCGCACGGCGCUCGAGAGCCACAAGCCUACUAAGGUUGAAGCGGGCGAAGCUGCAGCGACGGGCAAGGCGGUCGAGGCGGUCGAAGAGACGGCAGCAGCGGAUAAGGCAGCAGAAGCGGCCGAAGAAGAAGGAGAAGCAGAGGCAGGCGAGAUGGAGCAGGCGGCGGCGGCGCUCUCGACGAUCGAGGAAGACGAGGCGCCGAGCGGGAAGGUGACGAUAGACCGGCGGGGCCUCAUCGCUUACGGCGCUGACAAGAUGCGCGGCCACGCAGCGCUGGGAACGUUUCUCCACCCGGGCAGCUCGCUGGAGAUACACUACGAGGUGGUGCGCAACGCGGUGUGGGACCCGUUCCACAACCGCUUCAUCGACGGAAGCUUUGCAAAGCUCAUGUGGAGGCGGCCCGGCGAGUGCGAGCUCUUCGCCUUGUACAAGAGCGCGCGCGCGACGACGUACUGCCAGCCGAGCGGGACGAGCUUCUCGCCCACCGAGCGCGGGACGCUCCUGCGCGUGCUGCUGGACGAGGUGACGAGUGCAGUGGAGAAGCGCCAUGGCAAGGAGUGGCGCGACAAGUUGCUGGAGGAGAUGCGGGGGCGGGAGAGGAGGCGGGAGAGGAUGCGGGCGCCCCCGCCGUACAGCGAUAGAUAG